Scutellospora calospora is the source of this 1478-nucleotide messenger RNA. The record is from the annotation of a GenBank genome assembly. NCBI's taxonomy places the organism in Eukaryota, Fungi, Glomeromycota, Glomeromycetes, Diversisporales, Gigasporaceae.
CGGACCUUGGACUUGCCGGUACCCUUGACCUUCCGGGUCUCGGGACGAGCCAGGUGGUGGGAGGGGAUCCAGUCGGCGUUGUAGGCGGUGGCAGAGGAGACGGCGGCAGGGGUGGGGGUAUCCUCGACGGACGGGGCCUCGCGCUUGGCGCUGCCAGGGGCACGCUUCUCGCCGGACUUGCCGCUCUUGCGCUUCUGGGGGAAGUAGGGGGCGACCCAGACGGUGUAGAAGAAGUAGACAGUACCAGUGGCACAAGCCAGGAGGAAGAAGUACAGGAAGAGACUGAGAAAGUCAGGGUGAGUCAAUUGCGCGCGAUGCUUGGGGGAGAAGUGCUCACAUUUGGGGGUCAAAGAUGCUGGUGUCAGGCUCAACCACGCUCACAUGGCGAAGCUGUAGCUGAUGCUCUCCUUGGAGCCCGCGGGGAUCUCGACGCCAUAGCGAGUGGCAGUCAAGUUACGGACGACCUUGCUCUCCUCCUCGAGGUUCCAGAGGCUACCUCCGAGGAAGUUCACGGUGACGGGGUUAGGCUCAUCGUUGAUGAAGUCGAUCACAGCCUGGGUAGGCGACUUCGGCCUCAACCUUCUCGGUAUCCUAAUGAUCGUCGCGUGAGUCAAUUGCAGCGACGUGAAAGUGAUAAGAACUUACAGCAGCAAAGCCGGCACCGACGAAGGCCUGCAGAGAGAGUAGAGCCAGGGAGAGGAAUCCAAAACGACUUGGUCCACUUCGGUACCGGGGAAGCUGACUCAGCCGUCGCGUCUCUCCCUUUGGAGCGCUAUCGCCAGUUGAGCGCACUGGAUCAGCAAAAGAAUCAGCUUAUUGAAGUAUCAACCCUUCCUUGGGCACGAACAGGCUUGGAAGCUAAUGCGAUUCCGCGAGACCCGCUUCAAUCGCGAUAUUCAACUGCACGAGAUGGAGUUGAUGCAACAGAUCUCCCAGAUCAAGAAUAUUAUGGUGAGCGCAAAUGGUGGACUGGAACACCGGGACACGCGCUGAUACAGGACCGGUUCCAGGAUCGAGAACCUUUCGUUGUCGUGCUUUUAGACGGAGAAGGGAUAAUCUUCAAGGAUGAAUAUUUGCUACAAGGAGAAGAAGGUGGACGCAGUGCGGCCAAGGCGCUCGAGACGGGCAUGCGCUCAUAUCUGGCCCAAAAUAUUCCCAGUGUUACUGAGCCGAGGCUUUUGACCAAGAUCUUCUUGAAUGUGAAGAGCUUUGGUGAGCUUUGCGCUCGGAGUGGGACUAUUUCAGAGGCUGCUGCGAUCCAUGACUUCAUUCGCGGCUUCAAUGAGACCAUGUCGUUUUCUGAAAUUGUGGACGUCGGGUCCAGCAAGAACAAGGCAUACGAUAAGAUUCAAGGUUUGUCUCUCUAUCCAAACCCAGUGUUGGAGUCGUACUCAUCGUUUUGUCUGCACAGAGAUGUUCCAGGUCUUCCUUUACAACUGCCAUUGCCACCAGGUCUUCCUGGGCUGUCCCUCAAAUAG